Messenger RNA from Caenorhabditis briggsae, 231 nucleotides. The transcript is spliced from 2 exons. The record is from RefSeq and is a predicted model, not a curated record. Bases 1 to 231 code for a protein of 76 amino acids. Lineage: Eukaryota; Metazoa; Nematoda; Chromadorea; Rhabditida; Rhabditidae.
AUGCCAGGACUACAAGAGAACAAGCGGUGGAAGAGAAAUGCCGGGGACCGUAGCCGAAGGUCCCACACCGGCAACUACCGUAACCUAACAAUAGUUUUAUUUUCGGAUUUAUUAUUCCGAUUCUCAUGCGUUUUCCGUCAAUGUUCAAUGCCAAAACGUUUUUAUUUUCUGACCUGCUUGGGGGAAAUUAACAGAAAACUUGCCGAAACACAGUUAAAAACGAGAAAGUAA